Molecule: messenger RNA, 390 nt
Organism: Colletotrichum gloeosporioides
Lineage: Eukaryota; Fungi; Ascomycota; Sordariomycetes; Glomerellales; Glomerellaceae
Exons: 1
Coding region: 1-390 (129 amino acids)
Biological process (GO): transmembrane transport
Cellular component (GO): membrane
Molecular function (GO): myo-inositol:proton symporter activity
Source: RefSeq, a predicted model, not a curated record
AUGGCUAUGAUCGACAUCGGUUCGGUCAGGAAAGCAUGUUGUUGGUUCUUCAACUUCGUUCUGGCUGUUACUUGGCCCUCUUUGCAGACGGCCUUCACCCCUCAGGGGGGUUUCAGUUGGUAUGCUUGCUGGAACGUCAUUGGAUUUUUCCUCGUUCUUUUCUUUCUCCCUGAAACCAAUCGUAAGAGUCUCGAGGAGCUGGAUGCUGUAUUCAGUGUACCGACAAGGAAGUUCGCGCGGCACGGACUAGCGCAGUUCUUCUACUUUUGGAAGCGGUACAUCUUCAGGCAAGAUGUGGGUCCCCCUGCUGUUCCGCACAAUAACGCGGUUCAGUAUCAUAAGAAUACUUUCGAGCAGGAGAAGCAGAAGGACGCCACGGCUCGUGUAUAA